This is a messenger RNA of Pieris napi, 2259 nucleotides long. RefSeq names its product sulfotransferase 1E1-like (gene Sult). Gene Ontology annotation, molecular function: sulfotransferase activity. NCBI's taxonomy places the organism in Eukaryota, Metazoa, Arthropoda, Insecta, Lepidoptera, Pieridae. The transcript has 7 exons. The record is from RefSeq and is a predicted model, not a curated record. Gene Ontology annotation, cellular component: cytoplasm. The coding region runs from base 162 to 1190 and encodes 342 amino acids. Gene Ontology annotation, biological process: sulfation.
GUAAAAAAUUGUAUUAUUCAUAGACAAAAUAUUUGAAAUAAUUGCUUGUAUGAAAAUUGGUGCUAUCGGUAGAAUCGAUCGUAGAUUAGAUAUUGAUUAUUAAAGUGCACGUAGUGAGGUUGUGUUCGACAGUGACAUAAACGACAGUGGUGGACAGAGCUAUGGCGCCAUGGCGUGAGGUACCUUAUGAAAUCCGCGAUGUGUCGCCAGAAGAGGAUAAAAUUAUCAAGAAGUGUUUGAUUGGUUACACAAAAAAAUUCAUCAAAUGUGGCAAGACUGGGUAUGUGAUGCCCGCUGCAUUUAAAAAGCACGCUGAAUACAUCUACAACUUCAAGGUCCGGCCAGAUGAUAUUUGGGUCGUCACUUAUCCUAGAUCAGGAACAACAUGGACCCAAGAAAUGGUGUGGUUAUUGGAAAAUGGUUUGGACUUCGAAGCAUCGAAAAAAUCUCCUCUGUAUGAACGAUUUCCUAUGUUAGAAUUAACAUCACAAAUUCCGGAGGUGGCGUUCGAGCUGAUUAAGAUAAACUUCAUGAAUCUAGCAAAUUUUCAAGGUUUGAACAAGGCGGUAAAGCGGCCGAGUUGGAAGGAUAUAGAUGAGGCACCAUCACCUAGAUUAAUCAAAACCCACCUCCCAUUAUCGUUACUCCCACCAGAUCUAUUGAAGGCAAGAGUCAUCUAUGUUGCCAGAGAUCCGAGAGAUGUUGUGGUAUCAAAUUAUUAUCUUCAUAAAAUGAUUAUAAAGAGUCUGAUGCGAGGAUCGUUUAUACACUUUUGGGAGGCGUUCCGGCGGGAUUUACUACCUGGAAUGCCAAUUAUAUCUCACACAAACGAAGCCUGGAAACAGAGACAUCAUCCGAAUCUCCAUUUUUUGUUUUAUGAAGAUAUGCUUCAGGAUCUACCAAUGAGCAUACGUGGCGUCAGUGAAUUUCUACAAAGGAGUGUAACCGAAGAACAAGUGCAGAAGCUUGCAGAACAUUUAACGUUUAAAAAUCUUAAGAAGAACAAAAAUGUUAACAAUUCAACUGACAGUGAUAUACAAUUUAUUAGAAAAGGUGAAUCCGGUGGAUGGAAAACACAUUUCGAUGCGAAAAUGGAACUACAGGCUGAAGAAUUUAUGAUUGAAAGACUAAAAGGUCAAUCUUUGAAAUACCCAACAUAUGUUGUAGACAAUGAAUGUUCUAGAUUGUAAAUAAGAAAUGAUUCAUCUAGAAUACAUGUUUGAGACAAACGUAACUCCAGAGUUACGCAUAUGGAGUCCACACUCCAUAUAUCUUUACGGGUGUUUUCAAUAGAGAAGCUGUGUUGCCGAGUCGAUUAUCUAUAUUAGUCUAUAUUUUAGUUUAGUUUGCACAAAAAGAUGACAACAAACCUUGGUAUUGUAGCGACAGCUGCGAUCUGCACUUACAAAUCACUGCGAUGACGUCACACCUUGAAACGCGCUAACGAAGUUAUUCCGUCCAGUAAGGAUAUCUAGAACUUUUCUGCCUUAGUCACGCGGGCCUUAGAGGCGUUCUUUCAGUGGAUAGACGAGGUCAGGUCGAGGGUCCUCACUUUAGAUUGGAGGAACUGUUCACCAGCCUUCCUCCACAAUAUUAAGGAGUGCAAUAGGCGGACGUAUUGCUGAGCGAACUCUUCUGUGCCAAUACAGAACACAUGGAUUCCUGCAAAAAGUUAUGCAAUAGAUAUACAAGUAUGUCGAAACGUUGCCAGAAUCAAGAACGUUACAACGCCUUAACCUCAAGAAAUGCUUGCAGAGACAUAACUAACAAGAUAUCUUCUUGCUAGCCAAUCGGAUAAAACAGGAAGCGAAGAUAAAUUAAUUGUAGUAUAUGAUACAGUAUUUGUAAUGUGAAUAUAAAUUUAUAACUAAGUAUAAGCGUAACGAUCAUAUCGUUAUAAAUAAUAUAUAGUUGAAUGGAACGAUUUCUGAAAAUGACAAACUUUGAGGGUAGUUUCAAGAAAUAACGCGUGGGCCAAGAUCACUUCUCGUUAAUGUGCUGAGCCUUGAUUGGCUUGGUGAUAAAUAUUGUCAUUCUUUUGAGACAACCAUUCUUUGCGAUCGGCGUGACUCCCUAUCGUAAUAUAAAAUUGUAAGAGACAUGCGCUUGGUCACGUGAUUAUUCUCAUUAAAAUACAAUAAUUGUUAGUUGUCUUGUUUAAAAUGACAGAAGGCAACUGUAAACUCAAUGCAAGAGAAGAAAAAAAUGUUUGCACGAAUAAUUGUCUAAUUAUUCACGAAUAAAAUUAUUAUUAUUUAA